This is a messenger RNA of Exaiptasia diaphana, 2352 nucleotides long. Its product is annotated as testin. The record is from RefSeq and is a predicted model, not a curated record. Gene Ontology annotation, molecular function: zinc ion binding. The transcript is spliced from 8 exons. NCBI's taxonomy places the organism in Eukaryota, Metazoa, Cnidaria, Anthozoa, Actiniaria, Aiptasiidae. Bases 43 to 1698 code for a protein of 551 amino acids.
GUCAGCACGAGCGGUUGACUUCAUUCUAGUUUGAACACAGUCAUGUCGAACGCAGAUUAUCAGUCCUUGACAUUUAUACAUUUUAAGAAUUCUGGCAAAGAGAAGGAGCCUUUAACAACAGAGGAAUUAGAAGGAAAUUCAUGUUUGCUGUGUAGCUCUGCAUGUCAUGGCUAUACAACCCAYCCAUGGAGGAAGUUUUGCAAUUCAUGUAAUUGUCCCCAAGAACUACAUGUCUCACAACUAAACAAUGAGAACAACAGGCCUACAGACCGCAUGUGUAUCGAAGCAGAAGACCCGCCAAUUAUGUCUGGCUCAGAUUUAUCACAAGCCAAUUUAGARGGCUAUGAAUGGRUCCCUCGAGGCUUGAGUAGUGAGCAGAUUGAAAAAUUCAUGCAACUGCUACCUCAACAUCUUGUUCCAAGAAUAAAUUCUGUCGGUGCCAAAACACGAGCCAAGAUGCUAGCCAUCCAAAUACCUUUACAAGAUUUUUCUUCAAAGCAUUGUAAAAAGCUCACACUUGACCAAAAGAUGGCUAUGGAUGAUUUCAGUGAAAAAAGACUAAAAGGAGCUCAAGGAAUAGGAGAAGUUAAUCCAUCUUUAUCACAAGAUAAAWCGUGCUCGAAAUGCAAGGAAACGAUUAGUUCUGGAGAAAUGGCAGUCUUUGCAGAACGGGCAGAGACAGAUUGUUGGCAUCCUGGUUGUUUUGUUUGUGAAGAAGAUGGUGACUUCCUUGUAGACCUUGUGUAUUGUUGGAGGGAGGGARCUCCUUACUGCUGCAGGCAUUGGGCAGAAAAACAAAAGCCACGAUGCGCUGGUUGCGAAGAGCUGAUUUACGUUGGUGAAUACUCUCAGGCUGUUGAAAAAAACUGGCAUCCGGGGCACUUAUGCUGUUCAUUCUGUGAUGAAUCGCUAUCAGGUCAAAAGUUUGUAACKGUAGAGCAGAGACCAUCUUGCUUUAAAUGUUACGAGUUAAACUUUGCUAACGCGUGCGAAGGUUGCAAGGAACCCAUUGGUCCAGGCUCAAAAGAUGUCGAUGUUCGAAACAAACAUUGGCAUGAGGACUGCUUCAAGUGUUCUCAGUGCCAAAAACAACUACUCAACGAAGGAUUCACAUUCAAAGACGACAAGCUUAUUUGUCAUGAAUGUCGGGGAAUCAAUCCUUCCAAGGUUUGCGCCAAUUGUGGAGGUGAUUUCGCACCAGGAGAGAAGAAAGUUGGUUACCAAAAUAAAACCUUCCACGAUAAGUGUUUUAUAUGUGAUGAAUGCAAGGAACCCAUCGGUAGCAAGCAGUUUAUCCGAAGAGACGAUAAACGACUAUGUAAUAACUGUUUUGACUCUAAAUUCGCAAAGAUUUGCGUUAAAUGCAAAGAGAUUAUCCGCACUUCUUCGGUGCAACACUCCGGCAAUACCUACCACAGUGAAUGCUUCACUUGCUUCCACUGCAACAAUCCUUUAGCAGGAAAACCUUUCACCAAGCAAGAAGGGAACAACGUCUGUCAAGGAUGCUAUCGGGAACGUUAUGCCAAACGUUGUGGAGCUUGCGAAAACCUUAUCGAAGGAAAUACCAAGUUUGUGGCCUACGCGGAGAAGUACUAUCAUCGUGAUUGCUUCACSUGCAGCAAAUGUGGCAAAGCUCUGGCUGGGGAAAAAUUCCGCAUUAGAAAUGAAGAAAAAGUCUGUCUUACAUGUGAUGAGUGAAUGGAAAGCAACAUACUUCAGAGACUCAUAGGAUAUUCUAUGGUAAUUCUAAUUAAAGUGAAGUGCGUAUGUUAGAUUGAGAAAAAAUUGAAAUGUCAUUACAUUUCACUAGUAAAUUAUUUGAACAUCUUCAAGAUGGUUAUAAUGCCCUUAGGCGCGUUAAAGAGGCUCCGCCGAUUUGUGAAGUGUACAGAAUGGAAUGAGUGGYACAGCCACCCCUUCAGCAAGCCCAAGCUUGAGAUGCACUUCAUGUAUGGAACAUGAUUUGAGGAGAAGACCUUKCCAAAAACGCAGUAUUCAUAUAAAAAGGGUGCUUCAUUCCAUKCAUGUAUUGAAAAGAAGCAACAUACAUAUAUUGCUGAAAUCGAGCUUUGUCUACCUCGGGUGUCAACUAUUGCUCAAAAGAAAUCUAUAAAAUACAAAGAGUUCUGAUUGUAAGUAGAUAGUUUUUCAAAAUUGCUUUGUAAGAGAAAUAACUUAGCGUAAUUUUGACUACACAAUUGGUUUUUAUAAAAAAAAUAUAAUUCCUAUAAGGCAAAGAAAGUAGCCUAGAUCACGUGRUUUUUAGAAACCGAUUUCAGAAUAAUUUUACAGCAAUGUCCUAAAUAAUUGUAGUCAUAUCGAUAAAUUACAAAGAUAUAGUAAUGAAAUUAA